Messenger RNA from Ictidomys tridecemlineatus (thirteen-lined ground squirrel), 2607 nucleotides. NCBI's taxonomy places the organism in Eukaryota, Metazoa, Chordata, Mammalia, Rodentia, Sciuridae. The record is from RefSeq and is a predicted model, not a curated record.
UGUUGGUCACUCGGGCUGUUUUGGAGGUCUCAGGCCUGGACCCGACUCUCAGGGUUUCACUCAGUCGGCUUUUCCAGGGCACCGUCUGCCUGGGCUCAGUGUCUGCUCCCUCAGUUCUCCUGCUGCCAAGAUGCUGUCACCACGGACAGUGACCCCUGGGCCAGAGCUGCAGAGCCCCAAGGAGCCUGAGCUGAAAACCCAGACCCCAGCUCAGGUUACUGGGCAGAUCAGCAGUGGAAAGGAGCCCAACGCCCACCAGGAGGAUACCACAAGGCCAGGCCUGGACACCCUGAAGCGGGCCUUCUCCUGGGCAAGCCAGAAGGCCUCUCAGGCUUCCAAGGAGGACCCAGGCUGGCUCAGGCGAAGCUCCCUGUUCCGGUCUUUCCGGCGAACUCCGGAUGAAGGUCCAGCUGCUGGCCACUCCCAGGGGGCUGCUACGGCAAAGGAGCUGUGUGUGUUCACAGAUGGUGUCAGCCAGCAGGCAUCCACUCGGGUGGGGCCUGGAGACCUGGAACCUGAGGCAGAAGGCAAAUCCGUGGCUGACCUCAUCACUGAGCGGCAGCUGCUAGCUGCUUUCGAACAGCUCCGGUACCUGGAGACAAAGCUAGUAACAGAGAAAGCCUCUCGCACCUUUGAGCAGGACCCCACCGCCUUUGCGCGGCGCGCCAUGGACGUGUGCCUACAUUACGAUGGGCUGGCGGCGGAGAUUGGCGCCAUCGUGCGCGAGACAUUGGGUCCCGAAGGCAUAGACCAGGCCGCGCUUGCUGAAGUGGCCCGGCUGGUGCGCGCAGAAGAGGAGGCCCACCCGGAGCUCCCAGCCGACGGCGACUUCCUGCGCACACCUCGCCACUGGCGCCAGCACUGGGAGGACGCGGUGCGGCGCAGCGCGCAGGAGCGAGUGCAGCGGUCAGACGCCGGGGGGCUGACUUCUGAGCCUGACAAGGGCGCUUCCGACCUAGCUCAGCUUCUGGCAGAGCUUGGUGGCUUGGUUCGAGGUGAUCUGCAGAAGGUGCGGCUGGUGGUGCAACCGGCUUACGCGGCCGCCGGCUUCCCAGCGUGGGAAACCUACCUCCGCGCCUUCCACAGUGCGGUGGCCCAGCGCCUGCAGGAGCUCGCGCAAGCCGCCCGCGGCUGUGAGCAGCUCUACCUUUUGCUGGACUGGGCAGCCAAUGUCUAUGGCAGCCCUGACUUCCUGGGCGCCCCGGACCUGGCACUGCUCACGGAACCGCUGCCCCCACUCCUAGCGCCUGACGUGUGGGCUCGACUGGAGAGCGACUACACCAGUUUCUUGGAGGUAAUGCCAGUUGGGCCUGGAUCCAGGGGCAGAAUCCUGGGGGAGGGUGCAUCCGGGAAUCCGGGUUGGGGCCCCCGACCGCGCUCAACUCAGUGUGGCUCGCAGCUGGUGGCAGAGCAUGUGAAAGCGGCGGGCGCUAUCUCCGCGGAGCUAGAAGCCACUACCCUGCGGAUCUGCGCGCGGGCGCUGCGCCUGUUCCUGCCCAGGUUUGAAAAGUCUUUUCUGGAGUCGGAGGCGGUGAGCGAGCCGCACCUGGGCGCCUACAUUAACGCCUUCGAGGAGCUGAGGACCAGUCUUCUGGCCAGGUUCCCAGGAACUCUAGAGGAGCUGGAGAAGCCGCUAGUGUCUGCUACCUGUAACUUCCAGAAGCACUUGCUCCAGGGCUUGCAGCAUGAUGUGCAGCCACUCUUCGGGGCCCUAAACACCAAGAGCUGGCUGACACAGGACACACUGCAUCCCAUCAUGGAUAAGGUGGUGGCCUUUGCCCACCACCUCAAGCAUGUAACCCCAACACUGGCAAAGGAGACUCUGCAGGAGGUGCACCGUUACAUUGUCCGGGAGUACCUGGCACAGGCAUUGAGGCCCCGUGAGCGGUUUCGGGGCGUGGAGCGUGUGAAUGGCUCCCAGAAGAUGAAUCUGGAUGCCCAGGCAAUCAGUGACACCUUCCAGGGCCUGGGCUCUGAAGCCACAUGGCUUAACCAAGCCAUCCCUUGCGUGGCGGAGAUCCUGGGUGAGAGUUACAAAGACGACAUUGGACGGCACCUGGAGACACUCAUCCAGAGCUACCCCGACAUCAGGCAAAGCCACAUACUGGCCAUUCUGGCACUGCGUAGACUGAGCCGCCGUCGGAACCAGAGCCUCCUGCAGCAUGCCCAGGACCGGCUGAGGGCUGCAACUGAAGCUGUGGGCUCAGGAACCGCUCAGGACCGUGUGCUCUUCGGGGAGAUCGAGUUGUCUACUUUUAGGAUCCAGCUGAUCACUUGCAUCCAGGGCUCCCUGGCCUGAGGGGGUUGUCAGGGCGUGGCACUUAGCUCCAGGUUAGGAUUCAGGCGGUCAUUAGGUCAUUAGGCCCUGCCUCCAACUCUGAGGCCCAGAGUCAUGGAAUCUUUGUCCUCAGCCAUGCUUGGCUGCUCAGCAGGAGGCAAAGAUGAAGAUAUUUCAGACAUUUGUGGGGGAGAAUAUUGGAGUAGCAGAUCUCUUUACUGCAGCUGACCAGGGAGAGCUGCUCUGGUAACUAUCCAGCACCAGCACCACCCCAGUCUGAAAGUGCAGAAUGGAGUAUUUAUUCUAAAAAUAAAUGUGAAUUAAAAUGG